Messenger RNA from Malus domestica (apple), 781 nucleotides. Its product is annotated as putative lipid-binding protein At4g00165. Lineage: Eukaryota; Viridiplantae; Streptophyta; Magnoliopsida; Rosales; Rosaceae. The record is from RefSeq and is a predicted model, not a curated record.
UCAUGCACACAAGCGUGUAGCUACUGAACUUCGUAACAUUUCUCUUAACAAUUAUUUGUCAUUUCAUAUUUCUAUAAAUAUUCACCUCCCGGUGAUUGUUACCUUCAAAAUUGUGAUUUGUAGUGACAGCAGCAAUGGACUUUAGGUGUUCCAAGGACGUUGCUCUUUUCAUUCUCUUCAACAUCAUAUUCUCGUCCCUCGUUUCCUCUCAUAAGGUUCCAUGCCCUCCUGCAAGUCCUUCCCCGCCUCCCUCUAUUCCAAAGGAGCAAGCCAAAUGCCCCAAAGAUACCCUUAAGUUUGGUGUUUGUGGGAGUUGGUUAGGGUUGGUGACCGAGGUUAUUGGGACUAAACCCAGCAAGGAAUGCUGUACCCUAAUAAAGGGCGUCGCAGAUCUUGAAGCUGCAUUGUGUCUCUGCACUGCAAUUAAGGCCAACGUCUUGGGAAUUGUCAAGCUCAAUGUUCCUGUUGCUUUUAGUUUGCUUGUUAAUGCAUGUGGCGGAAACGUGCCACAAGGCUUUGUCUGUGCUUAAUAGAACUCAUCGAUCUCAACCUUGAUCUGAAUUAAUCACUGUUUGACAUGUACUCAUUCAUAGUUCUGUUAAUUUGUUUCAUGGAAUAAACCAGAUUCAGUUAGGUGUAUAAUUUACAUUAUGCAUGGUUUAGCUAUAGCCAAAACUUUAAUGAAAAUGACUGAUGUAUGGAAUGCAGGCUCAUGCUUUCUGUGUAAUUCCAGGGUGCAAGCGAAAGAAAAUGAUUUUCACUCAGCAUUUAUUUUCCCAUG